AUGGGAGACGUAAUGCCCACAGUUACACCCUGGAUUCAGCAUAAUGCUCCCCAAGUUGACCCCGCGUGGGCGUUUGCCGAAGCCCAGCGCAAAAGGCAGAGAAAUAUUCCCGACCCUCCACCGCGGGUCUAUGGCCGAAAGGAGAAAUUCAAGGCUGUCAUGAAGGAUUUCUUCGCAACUACCAAGGACAGUCAGGCCAAAGAUAUAUUUGAGCACACCCAUACGUGGGAAGAAGUUCGUGCCGAGGCCCAGAAAGCACUGGAGCUACGAUACCAGGAAAAUAGAAAAAAGAACUUUCUCCGAAGAUCAAUUCGAGUCAUGGGGGACGUCACCUCUCGAUUGGAAUUCUUGACGGCGCUGGUUCCCAGCGGAGACUACAUGGGUGUCCUAUGUGGAGGCCUCAAAUUGGUCUACAGUGCAGCAAACCGUAUGAGCACCAUUCGUGACCUCAUUCUGGGAUCUUUGGAUAGCUUGUCCCAGCCAAUUGAGGAUGUCUCUCCUUACUUGUAUACCUAUUCCUGGAGCGAGACUCUUCUGGAGAAGGCUCAUGACCUCUACAUAUGCAUCUUGGAUGCCGUCGAGGAGAUCACCAUUGGAUCACCAAGAAAAGGGGAGGUAAGGACUGCACCCUCACUUUCUCGACCCAGCAUCUCACAGCCGUCAGCUUUGCGAGGUAUGCUGGAAGUAGGAAAGGCAAUUGUACAGCAAGAUGACUAUGGAGCACAACUUGAAUCCGCUAUCAGUACUACUGUCACAGAGAAGGCAAAUGCGUUUGAAAAAGCCGUCAAGUCAUGCUUGAGCAUCGAAGUCCACGAUAUGGGUCGAAACGUGGUCCGGAUCGGCCAAGGACAGGAUGCAAUAAGAGGGGAUCUGAAGCCCGUGCUUCAAGCUGCAGCAUCUUGGGAAAGAUGUGAGGCCAUUCUACGAGAUUACAUGAGACAGAUACAACCAAUACUUGCAUACCAUGCCGCUAUGGCUUCUCAGGCCCCUCGGGUAUCCAUCACAAUUCAGCAGCUUCUCACUGCUCUCCACGUGACAGAUCCCUUCCCUAAAGUGAAUAUUGUAGACCAUAUGGUCUGCAUCAUAACCACUGAGAGAAGGAAGAUGUUACUUGCCGGGGGAGCCUUAGGCGUUGUUGCGGAAGACCAGGUGACAGGUGCCCUGCGGGAUGUCCGGUUCCGCAACUGGCUGCAAGGAAUGUCUUCCCAAGUCCUCGUGGUCUCCAACAUGGAGCAGGAUAUUCUACAAGAGGGGCCUGCCUCGCCGCUAACCUACAUGUGCUCGGUACUAUUGAAGUCUCUCGCCCCAAGUGAGCCAGUAAUACCAAUCGCCUUCUUCUGCCGGCAACACUGCAACACCCAGGAUAGCCAGACUGGAGUCUCAGAGAUGAUGAGAUCUCUAAUUGACCAACUCAUUAUUACCCUCGCCGAAUCCAACAGUUUAGAUCUCAGCUUUCUGGUAGAAGAGCAUCUUCACACCAUCGCGAGGCAGGAUGUGACGAUCCUCUGCCACCUAUUUGCGGAAGUGGUCAAGCGUAUCCCAAGCGGGGUGGUGAUCUGCAUUAUCGAUGGUAUCGAUUUCCUUAGCAAUUUCAUCCAUAUGCCUUGGCUAGAUGUGGUAAUGCGGUUUCUUUAUGAUCUCAUGGGGAUUGUGGCGGGAAGCCGGUCAAACCUGGUGUUCAAGAUAUUAGUGACCAGCCAUCGAGGGGCCAGUCUUGCUUCCCAUUGGUUUCCUUAUCGAGUGGAGUUGCCCAUGCACAGAAAUGAGAUGAUAAAUGGCGUUGGACUUGGUACGAGGGAGAUGCAGUCAAUCUUCUAG
Aspergillus luchuensis is the source of this 1818-nucleotide messenger RNA. RefSeq lists its product as uncharacterized. The transcript has 4 exons. The record is from RefSeq and is a predicted model, not a curated record. NCBI's taxonomy places the organism in Eukaryota, Fungi, Ascomycota, Eurotiomycetes, Eurotiales, Aspergillaceae. The coding region runs from base 1 to 1818 and encodes 605 amino acids.